Molecule: messenger RNA, 1336 nt
Organism: Zea mays
Lineage: Eukaryota; Viridiplantae; Streptophyta; Magnoliopsida; Poales; Poaceae
Product: putative RING zinc finger domain superfamily protein
Exons: 2
Coding region: 215-1144 (309 amino acids)
Source: RefSeq, marked provisional
CGAGAUCCUGGUGGGCCCGGAGCACCCUCCGGCUUCCAGUUCCUUUGUUCCUCGCGAAGUCUCACCGCGCUGCAGAGCGCAUCGCCGAGCCCCCGCCUCACCUCGAAUUCUUCUCGCGUAGUUCGUUGCCCUCCUCCUUCCCCUUCUCUCCUCGACAAGUACACGGCGGCUUGGAUCUAUACGAAUUCGGCAUCUGUAUUUUACCUCAUUGGGGAUGGAGGUGCAGGUGUUUGAUUUGUCUUCCGACUCCGAGGGCGAGGUGACGGCGCACUCGCCCGAUCACAAGCGCCCUUCUCGACAGCCGGGUGCAGACCCUAAUCGCGGGGGUGGCGAGACAGGUUCCAGCGCCCUGGACAGCCUCUUCGAGCAAGCGGGCGCGGCGAAGCCACAGCGUCACCCCAGUGACGCGCUGAAGAAAGGGAAGGAGAAGGCCGUCGAGGGGGAGAGCGCGGGGCCUCCGAAGCACAGUGGAGAAUUGCUCGGUGCUGCUGGCCGCGUCCUGGGAUCUGGGAGUGGUCCGUGGAGCGCACUGAUGAGCAAGUGCAAGGCUGGAGACGGUGGGAACAAUGGAGCUGGGUGUUGGGGUAGUUGGGGUGACCGGGGUGAUCAGCUUACUAACUCAACCCCCAUGCCGCGUCUAGGGUCAGAGAGGAAGGGGUUUGAUGAGACAUAUGAACUGCGAGGGAUGCCUCAGCUUCACAGUGAUUCUGCAGCAUCGAGUGACCACUGGAAGGGUAUUCUUGGUGCAAGCCCUGGUGAUGUCAGCCCACUGUGGUGCUCCAGGGAUACUAGCAUGAAAGAUAAUGAGGAUGAAACCUUCUCUCAAAGGUCUGUGUCUGCACGUAGCUGUGAUUAUUUUCUUGUCGAAGAUACUAGCCCGUCAUGGCUGUCGAAGGUCAAAGGGCUGAACUUCCCACUUCCUGAUGAGCAUCAGUCGAGAACCAGGCAGAUUGAAACUGAUGAGAUGUUUGCCCGCAGACUUCAGGAGCAGCUCAAUCAGCAACAGCUAGGAUCUCAGCAUUCCGAAGCGGUUGUUACACUGGACUACUCAAGCCUUAUAGCUUAUAGGGUGUUUGGUUUGAGAAAUAAGCUAAUCCGUUAUUUUCUCACUCAAUUUUUUUGUUUAAUUUGUGGAAUGGAAUAAGUUAAUCCAUCACCACCUCAUUCUUCAUCAUAGUUAGUUAGUUCGUACUAACAUGAGGAAUGAGUUUAUCCCAUCAAAUUUGUGUGAUAGACUUAUAAUGCAGUAAUGCACCACCUCAUCUUGAAUGUAGUGAUUCAUCAAACCAAACAUCUCCUUAAUGUUUCUGUUUCAUUUUGGUGUCUUUUUCAUCUU